AUUCAGCCAUAAGGGCUCAAACGCAGUCCAGUUGGAGACCAGAACGGAUCGCCGCCGGUUCCCAGAAGAAACUAAUCCCCCAAAAACCUAAAAAAAAGCAAAAAAUAGAAAACUAAAAGUCAUCGAAGGAAAAGUGAAAAUGUCGCUGAUACCGUUCAUACUCGAUUUGGCCGAGGAGCUGCACGACUUCAAUCGCAGCCUGGCCAUGGAUAUCGAUGAUUCGUCGGGAUUUGGGCUGUAUCCUCUGGAGGCCUCCUCACAGUUGCAUGCGCCACAGAUGAGUCGCUCGUUGGGGCGUGGAAAUGCCAUGAUGUGGGUGCCCAUUAAGGGGCAAUCGCCGGUGCAGCAGCAUCGCCAUCAUCCUUAUAACCGAGUGGCUGGAGCCAAGACCGUUUGCUGCAAUAAGUCGCUGCUGGAACUGGAAAAGGAGCUGGGUGAUAAGGGCACUUCCGGUGGUGGAGGGGGCAGUUCCAGCCAGCCGACGGCCAGCAAAUCCGCCUAUUCAGUGGUAAAUCGCAAUGGCUUCCAGGUGAGCAUGAAUGUGAAGCAAUUCGCCGCCAACGAACUGACUGUGAAGACCAUCGAUAAUUGCAUCGUCGUGGAAGGCCAACACGACGAGAAGGAGGAUGGCCACGGGGUCAUCUCACGCCACUUCAUCCGCAAGUACAUCCUUCCCAAGGGCUACGAUCCCAACGAGGUGCAUUCCACAUUGUCAUCCGAUGGGAUUCUAACGGUCAAGGCGCCGCCACCCCUUCCAGUGGCGAAGGGAAACUUGGAACGGCAAGAGCGCAUCGUGGAUAUCCAGCAGAUUUCGCAACAGCAGAAGGAGAAGGACGCGCAGCCGCCGAAGCCGGCUGAGCAGUUAGAGCAGCAGGCGGUAGCUAAUGCUCCCUCUUCCACUACCAGUGCACCCACACCCACUCCACCUAUUGCCCCCACUCCAUCGCUCUCGCUCACUCUCGCCGAGAGCAACGGUAACGGUCAGGUGGAGCCAGAGACAGGGAUAGAGAUGGAAUCGUCGGAAGUGACUGCCCUCUCUCCCUCUCUUUCCAACGAGGCUGCCGCUGCAGUGGAAGCCCCUUCCACUGCAGGAACCACUUCCAGUGCCAACAAUGGCGUUGCAGAGCCGGAGUCCAUGGAAGUGGUUGCCAAAAACGAUGAGGCUGCCAAAGUGGAGGAACAGGAACCCACACCCACACCAACACCCGAUCCCGUUAUGAGCAGCGAAGGGGAGCUAAAAGCAGAGGAUGCAAAUGCCAACGAAGUGGCCAUUGCCUCGAAUAACGGUAAUGGAGCUGCAGCCAUAACACCCGAGGAUGUGGAAAUGCCGCUGGCCAAAAAACCCGAAAUUCCUUCAGAAGAGAGCAAAGAGGAGAAGGUGGAGAAGCUCGAAAAAGUAGAGAAAGUGGAGGAGAAGGGCGGCGAGGAACUGGCCGCCGUGGAUGCGGCCAUACUUUUGGCCAAAAACCAAGGAGAAAAUGGAGCCACAGCUGCCAAAACCGAGGAGUUGGCCAAGUGAAGACUGAACUAAAAUAAAAAACAAAAACAGAUAAUUAAGAACAAAUAAUAACCUGCACGAGUAGGCGUGCGUUUUAUUCCAUAAAUGUUUUUUGUGUUUCCCUUUGCAUUUCACAAAAGAGCUAACGAAAAGCUGCGGAAAAGCACUCAAUUAGUAAGCGUGGGAGAUAACGGACGAUGUUUGAUUUCCUAAAAACAUAUGUGACAACAACUACAAGUAUUCCAGUAAAACUUAAAGAAAGAAACACGAAUUAAUGUACUUAACAAUAAAGAGGAUAAACAAAAUAAAAAAAA
Molecule: messenger RNA, 1812 nt
Organism: Drosophila ficusphila
Lineage: Eukaryota; Metazoa; Arthropoda; Insecta; Diptera; Drosophilidae
Gene: Hsp67Ba
Product: heat shock protein 67B1
Exons: 1
Coding region: 140-1519 (459 amino acids)
Biological process (GO): protein refolding; response to heat
Molecular function (GO): protein folding chaperone
Source: RefSeq, a predicted model, not a curated record